GGAAAUUUAUCUUUUAAAUUUAGUUAUAUUGUAGUUUAUUAAAGAAUAAUAUGAGAUUUUUUGUUCUGGAAAGAAACGUGCAAGCAUAUAUCGGAUACAUUUCUAACAACAUCAGCUAAAAACAUUUCAGAAUGUAAAUUUCACUCGGAUAACUGACAACAAAAAAGGAUGGUUGAAAUUUCAAUGUCGAUACUCAUAUAUAUAUAUAUAUUUUCGAUACUCAUAUAUUAUGUAUUGAAAAGGUACGAUUUUCACUUUUAAGGAGAGGGGCUCAGAGAGAAACACAAACACGUGAGUCAUCAUCAAGACAGUGGUCGGGAGUCACUUUCGUGUAACACAGACAUUAAAUCAAAUAAACAAAACGAGAGUUCCCUUACCUUAGUGUACUUAUAUUACAAACACUCGUAUAUACAUAUGCCACGUGAGAAUACGUAUACUCAUGACGUGUCCACGUAUAUAUAUAUACACACGCACACUUCAAUUCUUCAUUCACUAAACCGGAUUCUAAACUCUCAAAGAAACACCAUGGAAGAAGAGCAACCUCCGGCCAAGAAACGAAACAUGGGAAGAUCUAGAAAAGGUUGCAUGAAAGGUAAAGGCGGCCCAGAGAACGCCACGUGUACUUUCCGUGGAGUCAGGCAACGGACUUGGGGUAAAUGGGUGGCUGAGAUCCGUGAGCCUAACCGUGGGACUCGUCUCUGGCUCGGCACGUUUAAUACCUCAGUCGAAGCCGCCAUGGCUUACGAUGAAGCCGCUAAGAAACUCUAUGGACACGAGGCUAAACUCAACUUGGUGCACCCACAAUCACUACGACAACAACAACAACAAGUAGUAGUGAACAGAAACUUGUCUUUUUCGAGCCACGGGUCAGGUUCUUGGGCUUCUAAGCUUGAUACGGUUCCUGUGUUGGACCUUGGUCUCGGCCCGGCAAGUGGUUCACGAGGUUCUUGGUCAGGGAGAUCGAAUUUUCUACAAGAAGACGAUGAUCAUAAUUAUAAUCGAAGACCGUCUUCAAGUGGUUCGAAUCUUUGUUGGUUAUUACCUAAACAAAGUGAUUCACAAGAUCAAGAGACCGUUAAUGCUGCGAGUGGUUGUGGCGUUGAAGGCGGUGGUGGCUCUACGUUAACGUUUUCGACCAAGUUGAAACCGAAGAACUUGGUGGUGAGUCCGAAUAAUGGAUUAUAUAGUGGAGCUUGGUCUAGGUUUCUUGUGGGGCAAGAAAAGAAGACGGAACAUGACGUGUCAUCGUCGUGUGGCUCAUCUGAUAAUAAGGAGAGUAUGGCGGUUCCUAGUGGCGGUGGAGAGAGAAUGCAUAGGCCGGAGGUGGAAGAGCGUACAGGGUAUUUGGAAAUGGAUGAUCUUUUGGAGAUUGAUGAUUUGGGUUUGUUGAUUGGCAAAAAUGGAGAUUUCAAGAAUUGGUGUUGUGAAGAGUUUCAACAUCCAUGGAAUUGGUUCUGAGAGUUUUUAUUUAUUAGUAUUAUUUAUCAUAAAUAUCUCUUAUAUUAUUUGAUUUAGGAUUGUUAAUUUGCUAUACAUCAAUCGUGGGAUUUUUUUUCUCCUUGCAUGUAGUCCUUAUGUGUGUAAUUAGGUUUGAGUAUGUUGUGAAU
Arabidopsis lyrata subsp. lyrata is the source of this 1607-nucleotide messenger RNA. RefSeq names its product dehydration-responsive element-binding protein 2G. The record is from RefSeq and is a predicted model, not a curated record. Gene Ontology annotation, cellular component: nucleus. The transcript has a single exon. Gene Ontology annotation, biological process: response to stress; positive regulation of DNA-templated transcription. NCBI's taxonomy places the organism in Eukaryota, Viridiplantae, Streptophyta, Magnoliopsida, Brassicales, Brassicaceae. Gene Ontology annotation, molecular function: transcription cis-regulatory region binding; DNA-binding transcription factor activity. The coding region runs from base 415 to 1458 and encodes 347 amino acids.